AUGAGUAUUGAUCAGAUUCUCCGUUCUAAAUUUGCCCUCAAUGCAGUUCGAUCAUGGUGGGGCAGAAAGCCAAAGGAAGUCGUUGCUUCUUCCAACGAUCCUUUGUUGAAUAUGUCAGCGGUUCAACUGAGUAAUAAGAUCAAGGAAGGAACGGUAUAAUUGAUAUAGCAAAAUGCAUAAUUAAUAUUUAGCUGACUUCCAAAGAAUUGGUGGUUAAGAUGAUUGCACGCUGCAAUGAGGUUAAUCCCAAGACCAAUGCUAUUGUAGAACUCUACGAAGAAGAUGCAGUUCGACGGGCUGAAGAAAUCGACCAGUAUAUAGCCAGGUUUGACAAGUCCAGUUCUGCUUUUGCUGAACUCAAGGCCAAGAAACCGUUCCUGGGGGUUCCUUUUACCAUCAAAAACAGUUAUGCAGUGAAGGGAAAGAAGCUAUAUUGUGGUCUUCAUUAUCGUUUGGAUGAAAGUCCCUGUGAUAAAGAUGCUGUGAUUGUGGAGAGGUUUGCAUUUAAUUACGGAAUAUAUUACAUUACAAUUUGAGACUCCGAAAAGCUGGCUCAUUUCCCCUUGCCUCCACAAAUGUCCCGCCUGCGGUGAUUGCAUGGGAAUCGGACAAUUGUAUCACUGGAAGAACGUCCUCCCCGUAUGAUUUGCGAUGCACAUCUGGAGGAUCUUCUGGUGGGGAGGGAUCUUUGAUUGCAUCACAGGGAUCGGUGAUGGGGAUUGGAUCUGAUAUCGCGGGAUCCAUUCGGAUGCCAUCCCUUCUGAGUGGAAUCUUUGGAAUCAAGCCUUUCAUUGAUACCAUCGAUCCUGAAGGUCAUUGGCCCGGAGGGCCUAAGGGGUCCGAAGUUAUGGAACUCCCGGGUUAUGGUCCCAUGUGUAGAUAUGCCGAGGAUUUGCCUGUUAUCUUUGAUGUGAGUAGCGAUAAAAUUAAAUUAUUAAUUUCCAUAGGCCAUUGCUGAUGUCCCCGCUCCAUCUGAUUUUGAGAAAAGAGCUCCAAAAAAUCUGAUCGUUUGUCCUGGAUUGGACACUGACUAUUGCCUUCCGUUAUCCGAACCUCAACGGGAUGCCUGGAGUACUGCUGUCAAAUUCCUGAGCAAAGAGUACGGGCUAGAGCCCAGUAAAUACACGAUGCCCCCAACCAAGGAUAUGAUGAAGAUGUAUCAGAAUACGGUGAUGCCUCACAUGUUCAGAGACAGCUUACUUGGAGUAAGUCAUCAUCGUUCGUAUACAAUGUAUUGAUGAUUUAGUAUGAGAAUGGAAGCCUUGAAAGAGAGAUGGUAAAGGCUUUGUUUGGCCUCUCUAAAUCCCGAAUGUCGGCUCUGAUGUUGGCUCAUCAAUUGGGAGUUUUGGUCCCAGAAAAUGAAAAGAGCAAAUGGAGUGACGCCAAGAAGAAAUUCAUCGAAUCUUUCUUCAGAGUAAGAAUUCAAGUCUAACAAAUGAAUUUCAGUUGGUGGAUAACGGCACUGUUUUUGUCUUCCCCGCCUUUCCGAAGACCCAUUAUUUCCAUAACGAGCCAAUCCCGGCUGUUUGGGAUACCUUUUACACCGCUGUUUUUAAUCUCCUGGGAGCCCCAGCAAUGGUUGUGCCGAUGGGAUUGGAUAAGGAUGGAUAUCCACGGAGUGUUCAGCUGGUCACUGCCCGAAACAAUGACUACCUCCUCUGCAAAGUCGCCUUGGAUCUCAGCAAGAAGUUUGGAGGAUGGACCCCACCUCGAGUUUAG
Molecule: messenger RNA, 1719 nt
Organism: Bursaphelenchus xylophilus (pine wood nematode)
Lineage: Eukaryota; Metazoa; Nematoda; Chromadorea; Rhabditida; Aphelenchoididae
Source: the annotation of a GenBank genome assembly